This is a messenger RNA of Paramormyrops kingsleyae, 5110 nucleotides long. RefSeq names its product kin of IRRE-like protein 3. The record is from RefSeq and is a predicted model, not a curated record. Gene Ontology annotation, cellular component: cell-cell junction; plasma membrane. NCBI's taxonomy places the organism in Eukaryota, Metazoa, Chordata, Actinopteri, Osteoglossiformes, Mormyridae. Gene Ontology annotation, biological process: synapse assembly; cell-cell adhesion. Gene Ontology annotation, molecular function: cell adhesion molecule binding.
GGUAGGGCGAGAGGGAGACGGAGGCAGUCGCGCUCCAAGACUGAGAACGAAACAGUAGAAAGCGUGAGAUAGAGAGAGAGAGAGAGAGGGAGAGAGCGAGAGAGGAGGCAGCGUGCGAGCGGAGAGGAGAGCAGAGGAGCUGAGAUCUCACAGCGGCGGGAUAGAGGAGCAGAGCUCAGCGUCGGACAGCCGGCAACAGCGACCGCGGAGGAGCAACCGGGACUGGAGCCUCCAUCCCCAGGAGGGGCCAGGAGAAAGCUAGCCCCCGCAGCGAGGGUCCGUCCCGAAGGGCCCCCCCCAGCCAUGAUCCCCUGGCUCUUUGUGUGGCUCUGCUGCGCGGGACACGGGUGGUGUGCCGUCUUCACGCAGCAACCCACCGACGUCGUGGUGGUGUCGGGUCUGCCCGUCACCCUGCCCUGCUCCAUCCCCGGAUACCAUGGCAUCGUGCUCUGGGUCAAGAACGGCUUAGCCCUGGGCGUCAACAGAGACCUCUCAGGCUACCCCCGCUACACCGUGGUGGGGGACCAUGACGAGGGCGAGUACCACCUGCACAUCCAGCGGGUGGAUCUGUCGGACGACGCCCUCUUCGAGUGCCAAGCCAUCCAGGCAGCAAUCAGGUCGCAAUCUGCCCGCGUCACAGUGCUGGUGCCCCCUGAUGACCCGGUGAUAUCCGGCGCCCCCGUGGUGAGUCUGCGAGCGGGGGACCCCCUCAACCUGACCUGCCACGCCAACAACGCCAAGCCAGCAGCAUCCAUCAUCUGGAUCCGGGAUGGAGAGGUGCUCAGUGGCGCCACCUACUCCAAGACCCUGCUCCGCGACGGGCGGAGGGAGAAUUCGGUCAGCACCCUCUACCUCCCUGCGUCCAGCGUGGAAAGCGGCCAGCGCAUCACCUGCCGAGCAUCGAACAAGGCCGUCCCCGGAGGCAAGGAGACCCGGGUCACCAUUGACAUCCAGCAUCCACCCCUGGUCAAUCUGUCUGUGGAGCCCCAGCCAAUCAUGGAGGGGAACAUGGUCAAAUUCCACUGCUCCGCCAAGGCCAAUCCCCCUGUCACCCAGUACAGGUGGGCGAAAGGUGGCAGCAUCAUGAAGGAGGUGUCCGGCGACUCCUACGAGGUUAUGGUGGACCACUCCUUCUUCACGGAGCCGGUGUCCUGCGAGGUCACCAACACGCUGGGCAGCACCAAUGUCAGCCGGAACGUAGACGUUUACUUCGGACCCCAUAUAGCAGCAGAGCCACAGUCGCUGCAAGUGGACCAGGGUUCGGACGCAGUGUUCAACUGCGCGUGGACCGGCAACCCCUCCCUCACCAUCGUCUGGAUGAAACGCGGCUCUGGAGUGGUGCUGAGCAACGGCAACAUGCUGACCCUGCGGGCCGUGCGUCAGGAGGAUGCUGGGAAGUACGUGUGCCGUGCCGUGGUGCCCCGGGUGGGCAUGGGCGAGAAGGAGGUCUCCCUCACCGUCAACGGCCCCCCCACCAUCUCCAGCACACAGACGCAACAAGCCCUGCAGGGGGAGAAGGGCCAGAUCAAGUGCUUCAUCCGCAGCACGCCCCCCCCAGACCGCAUCGCGUGGUCCUGGAAGGAGACAGUACUGGAGUCGGGCACAUGGGGGCGCUACACGGUGGAGACGGUCAGCACAGAGGAGGGCGUCAUCUCCACCCUCACCAUGAACAACAUCGUGCCCGCCGAUUUCCAGACCAUCUACAACUGCACGGCCUGGAAUAGCUUUGGGUCCGACACGGAGAUCAUCCGCCUCCGGGAACAAGGUGGGAGGCAAGAGUCCCUGCACCUGGCCGUCAUCAUCGGCGUGGCCGUGGGUGCCUUCGUGGCCUUCAUCGUCCUCAUGGGCACGCUCGGGGCAUUCUGCUGCACCCGCGCCCAGAGAAAGGAGGUGCGGCUGGUCAUGUCCUCACUUCCUGUUUCCAUCGCUGCUCACCAGAGAGAUCUUGCAAGCAAAAUUAAGACCGAGAAUCUGAAAGGCGUUGUGUCGACCAAGAGCGACAUCCGGGUGGAGAUCGUGCACAAGGACCACAGCGCCACACGCGACACGGAGGAGCACACCGCCAUCAAGCAGCUUAUGAUGGAGCGUGGGGAGUACCAGCAGGAGUCUGUGCUGAAGCAGCUGGAGGUGCUGCAAGAGGAGGACAAGGAGUACCAGCACAUCAAGGACCCCACCAACGGCUACUACAGUGUCAACACCUUCAAGGAGUGCCACUCCACGCCCACCAUGACGCUGGGCGGCGGGAACGCCACCAAGACCCACAACCCGGGCAGCUCCACUCUGGGCAAGCAGCGGGUGCCCACCGGCAUGUCCUUCACCAACAUCUACUCCACGCUGGGCGCCGGCCCCAAUCGCCUUUAUGACUAUGGACAGCGCUUCGUGCUGGGCGUGGGCAGCAGCUCCAUCGAGCUGUGCGAGCGCCAGCGCGGCUCCCUCAGCGACUCCGGCUCCUUCCUGGACACGCAGUGCGACAGCGGCAUCAGCAGCUGCGGCCGGACGGACGGAUACACGCCCUUCGACAAGGCCAGCAAGGCCUCAGCUUCCUCUUCCUCCCAUUACUCGCAGGCCUCGUCGCAGAACUCCGAGCUCACGCGGCCCCUGCAGAAGCGCAUGCAGACGCACGUCUAGCGGGGGCACGCCGUGGCCUCCCGGCCACUAGAGGGCCUCAGCGAGCGGCCAGGCGGGACUCUUUGUACAUGUGGUGAGGUCGCCUCUGUUCCGAUUGGGGGAUUGCAGUUUCCGUGAUCAUUUUGGCCUUUUUAGCUGUCUAAACGAUUUUGAUGCACACGCUCCAGAGCGCAUAUAUAUCCUAUAAAAACUGCUUUUUCUUGCCAAAGUAGAUCGAGCUUAAGUGUACACCUCUUUACUGAGUAGAUGCUACUUAGCAGUUUUACAUCUUUCGGGGCAGACGGUGGCGCUCCUUUAACCAGGGACGGCGUUCCAUUGCCUCAGAAGCCUCCACGUGUGUGUCGACCUCACCCAGUCACCCACAUCCGCCAUUCGCCAGACGCCCUGGGCUGCUGUUACACAAAGGCAGGGGAGGGGAGCCUGCAGGUGGAGGUGGAGCGGAAACGGAUGGCCCGCCCUCCUGCCCAUCCUCCGAAGCACAAACAGAACCGCCGUCCCGUCGCAGUGUCGUUCGCAGAAAUGCGGCGAGACAGCCAGCCGGCUCGGGGGGCCCGGGGGGGGGGCCGGGGGGGCUCCGUCCGCCGUCCAUCUGCAGCGCUGCCGCGUUUCUUGUGAUUACUCUGAUGUUUUUCGUCCUCUGUUUUAUUUUUUAUCGGACGCCGCAUUAUUGGCCUGUGGAGUGGACCAUCACAGCACCACAGAUCACAGGAAUGCCCCCCCCCCCCCGUUCAUUUGAAGCGCUCUCCGAUCGCCUUCAGUGGAGUGAGGUUGCCUUGUUUACGUGUCUGGUGGCGGCAUGUCACGUGUUACCCCUGGUGGCUUCUCCGUGUCGCGCGGAGACUCCCUCCCAUCUUUGGCCAUGUUGACGGAAGGGGGGGGGGGGGGGGGGGGGGUAUCCAUGGCCCGAUCCGGCUGGUCAUCGCGGGGCAGUCCGCCACCCCCUUGUUUACACUGGAAGUCGGCUUACUGUGAAUUAAUUUUUUUUUUAAUCACCCUUUCCUUCCGUACCUCUGCUUGCCUGUACGAUAUCUGAUGGAGAACAUCGGCAUCUCCAUCGCUACACCGGGCAACAUGUGGCACGAAAAACAGACUGUGAAUCUGUGCCUCUGUGUCGCCUCCUGCCGGACCCUAUGCCAUCCUGCUGGGAAAGCAGGAGUGAGGAAAAGAAAUUGCACAACUUACAUAAUCUGUCAGCAACUUUCAGUCUCAAAAAGCGGCGAGGAAAACCAGGAUCGCUACACAUUCCCAGACAUAAAGCCCACUGAGCCAGCCAACGGCUGCCGUCAUUGGCCAGUUCCUCGAGGGCCCGCCCCCCCUCAGCAGCUGUUAUAUAAUCCAACAUGGCUCCAUCUGCUGGAGGGGCAGAAAGCUGCACCUGGCCUCGUCCAGGUGAUGAAAAAGCACGAUGCUCUAAUGUACUCCAGGGGAACUUCGCCUCCAGCCUCUGCACCCCUUAACUUCCCUGCUAUCAUUCAAACUGGAGGAAAACGUGCUCACGUCCGCCCCCUCUGGUCAGGGAGGGGAUGACACGAGUAAAUGAGUUUAUCAGAAUCCCCGCCGUUUUGGAGCAGACCCUGGGUCGGCCGUUACCAGGGCCGGAAAUAUGCUCAAGACAGCCUCAUCGAGCAUGUGCACGUCGACUGAGUCAAACCCUAGCAGGUGUCCAGACAACAAGUGCCAAGUCAUUCUAUAGUUACACGCCCCCCCCCUGGCUAAGGAGAGAAAGUGGACAGAGCCAGUUUCUAAGCUCUUACGCUAAACCAGCCACUCAGUGGUACUGGGUGUGUUGGGAGUCUGUGGGUUUAAAUGGUUCUAGAAUCAUCCAAAAUGGGGCUUCGAGCAAAAGCUCCGUAGUUUUCGUCAGCAGGACUUUUCAAACUCGGCACUGUACUCUGAAUAACCCACAAACGUUCACCUCUGCUGCCAUGUUUCAAAUCAGAGGUCUAAAAUUUAGCCGAUGUACGGGUUUCCCUGCUCCACAAGGAGAUUCCAGAGCGACAGUUUACUGACCACAGCUCAGCACCAGCCUGGACAUGUGCUGUUGGCUAGGGACGCGGCACUUAGCAUGCGCGACCUAGCAGUUAUAUGUACAGGGUAUUCAGUUCCUGAUAUUCCAUGCUUGUGCUUUUGUUCUUUUAUUCGUUUGUUUUUUUCUUUCUUUUUUACUUUUUGUAAGGUUCAUGCGGGAGGAGAGCUCAUUGUGGAGAUAUCAUCUGUCAGUGUAAAUUUCUCACUUCAAAUCACCUGAACUCAGUGUAAGGCUCAGAACAGGCCUGCAGGGACACGUUCCAGAAGUUUCAACACUUCAGCACAAGACAAUACUGGGCAACCUACUAUUUUUAUGCAGGACUGCACAAGAAACACUCAUGCCAUGUAAGGGAUUACCCAAAGUUGUAUUUUACCUGUGUUGGACUGUAACUCUAUAUUGCUUUUGCUCUGUGUAUUUGACAAAGGAAAAAAAAAACACAAAAGAAAUGAAAAA